AUGGGAGGCUGUUUCUCUGUCUCGUUACCAUGUGAUCAAGUGGUGAAUCAAUGCUCUCAAUGCUUUUGUGUCAAGGUGAGUUAUAUUCACAACCUCGCCGAGAAUCUAGCGUCUCUCGAGAAAGCCAUGGGAGAUCUCAAGGCGAAGAGAGAUGAUGUUCAAAGAAAGGUAGACAGAGAAGAGUUUACAGGGCGUAGUCAAAGGCUUUCUCAAGUCCAGGCUUACGAAUGUCCUCACCAUUGA
Arabis nemorensis is the source of this 243-nucleotide messenger RNA. The record is from the annotation of a GenBank genome assembly. Lineage: Eukaryota; Viridiplantae; Streptophyta; Magnoliopsida; Brassicales; Brassicaceae.